AUGGAUCGUGCCAUGUCGAAACUGGCAGUGCUGGCAGUUCUCCUCUUCGUCGGCCUUUCGAGCUUCGCAGAAGCCAGGCACGGCAACUCGACCGUCGUCCGAGGGCCGAGCUGCUCCGGGUGGACGGAGAACAAGCUGUACAGCAAAAACGUGGCGAACCUCAUCGACAAGCUGGUGGACGAGACGAGGAAGGUGCACAGGGAGCGUGGCGAUGAGGAAGACUACAGGUACACUCGUGACUUCCCGGCUAAUUGCCACUCCGGCACCGGCGCCACCGGCGGGGCAACGUGCGACAAGCAGCUCGGCAAUCUCGAUUGCUGGGGGUGCCUCCUCGUUGCCAAGAACAAGUUCAAAUCCGGCAAUUGCGACGACAACCCCAUCCGUGGCGCCGUCCAGCUCAGGGAUUGCUCCAUGUGGUUCAGAAAGUACCAUUCACGUCUCACCACUUAA
Messenger RNA from Linum tenue, 450 nucleotides. NCBI's taxonomy places the organism in Eukaryota, Viridiplantae, Streptophyta, Magnoliopsida, Malpighiales, Linaceae. The record is from the annotation of a GenBank genome assembly.